AGUCAUGGGAGUGGCUGUUCCCCACUUGGAUCCCACCCCUGUUCAGAGGGCAAGAGUUGUUAGCAUAUUAAAGCUGCUAACACAUCCACUCAGAGCUGGCCUUGAGAAGCUCAGCAGCCAGGCUACGGAACUUGAAUUAGUGAAACAAGAGACUAUAAUAUGGCAGGAAAGCCAGUGCUUCACUACUUCAAUGGCCGGGGCAGAAUGGAGUCCAUCCGGUGGCUCUUGGCGGCAGCUGGAGUGGAGUUUGAAGAGAAGUUUAUAGAAUCUCCAGAUGAUUUGGAUAAGUUAAAAAAUGAUGGGAGUCUGAUGUUCCAGCAGGUGCCCAUGGUGGAGAUCGAUGGGAUGAAGCUGGUGCAGUCCAGAGCCAUUCUCAACUACAUUGCCACCAAAUACAACCUCUACGGGAAGGACAUGAAGGAGAGAGUCCUGAUUGAUAUGUAUACAGAGGGUAUAGCAGAUUUGCUUGAAAUGAUCAUGAUUCUGCCACUAUGUCCUGCAGAUCAGAAAGAUGCUAAGUUAGCCUUGAUCAAAGACAGAUCAACAAACCGUUACCUCCCUGCCUUUGAAAAAGUAUUGAAGAGCCAUGGACAAGACUACCUUGUUGGCAACAAGCUGAGCAGGGUUGACAUUCACCUCACUGAACUUCUCUACUAUGUGGAAGAAGUUGACUCCAGUCUUCUGGCCAACUUCCCUCUGCUGAAGGCCCUGAAAACCAAAAUCAGUAACCUCCCCAACGUGAAGAAAUUUCUGCAGCCUGGCAGCCAGAGGAAGCCUCCUCCUGACCCGAAAAAGAUAGAAGAAAUGAGGAAGACGUUCAAGUUUUAAGAAAGCUGGCACUGACCAAGGCCAUACCAAAUUUUUAGUUUUGCAAUAAUGAAGUACUUCACCUAAAUAUUGAUCUUGGCUAUUAUUAAAAAUAUAAUCUUUUCAAAUUAUGUACAAUAAUGAAAUAACAAAAAAAUAAAACUCCUCUGAGGAGACCUAAUUUAAACUUAUUCCCUUUCAUUAGGAUCUGAUAGGAAAUCAGAUUUCUAAUCUUCUUCUAACAUAUCUCUUUCUUGGAGUUAAAAUCUUAAUAAAAAAGAAAAAUACA
Sciurus carolinensis (gray squirrel) is the source of this 1096-nucleotide messenger RNA. Its product is annotated as glutathione S-transferase A1. The coding region runs from base 160 to 828 and encodes 222 amino acids. Gene Ontology annotation, cellular component: extracellular exosome; cytosol. Gene Ontology annotation, biological process: xenobiotic metabolic process; glutathione metabolic process. The record is from RefSeq and is a predicted model, not a curated record. The transcript has 7 exons. NCBI's taxonomy places the organism in Eukaryota, Metazoa, Chordata, Mammalia, Rodentia, Sciuridae. Gene Ontology annotation, molecular function: glutathione transferase activity.